Molecule: messenger RNA, 1484 nt
Organism: Nothobranchius furzeri (turquoise killifish)
Lineage: Eukaryota; Metazoa; Chordata; Actinopteri; Cyprinodontiformes; Nothobranchiidae
Source: RefSeq, a predicted model, not a curated record
UUCUAAGUUUAGGAACAAAUCUCCUGACUGGAAACGAGAGACUUAACUGUGAGCAACAUUUCACCGGUUCCAUCCUGGAAUGAGAGAGGGGUAUUUUCUGGGAUAUAUCACGAGCGAUUCCAAAUCAGCUUUGAGCCCAUAGCGUGCGUCAUUGCGCAGCGGCGCAUCAGCCCACAGUGGUUAACGGGAGUCCGCUGACGGAGCACACGCAGUUGUGUGUGCGGGCAUACGUUAGCGCGGAUCAGCAGGUGCUGUCUCUAACAGACGCUGGAUGGAAGUGGGAGCUUCAGCAGCGAUCUGAGGGACAUCCAUUACAUCACGGACUCAUUUCCAGCAUGCGCUGACUGACGCACGCGCGUUACAUGCUCGAGGCGACCGAUCGGAACAGGACCACGACAGAAGGGAAGGAGCGGGUCAGACCGACUGAAGCUGAAAGUGGAGCACAUGGAGGUGCUGUAGGACACAGAGCAGCAGCAGCAUCCUGGGACUCCACUAAGGAUGAUGAUUAUCUCCAGACAUGCAAGGAGUGUUCAGAUACUCAGUAUUUAUAACAACCGAGCUCCCCGGACUCGCCCCCGCUGUCCGAAGCCUGCACCAGCCGACCUGUAGCAGCAGCAGAACCUCCAGGCUGUGGGCCAGGGCCUCAGCACCACGCUGCAGCCUGCUGUCGUCGGUGAACUCAACCAGGCAUCGUCUCUCCUCUAGCAAUCAUGGCUUCCUCUGUCUCAGGAGGGACUGUGCUCACCAUCCUCCUCCUCAUUAGCAGGUUGUUGGAGAACUCGCUGCUCAGCGCUGAAGUGAAGGAAGGAGAGAUUCUGCCUCCCACCAUUCAGAGGCUGAUGAAAGGAUACAACAAGUACCUCCGGCCUUUUUUUGACAACGGGCCUGUGAGUGUGGGCAUGAGUUUGGACAUCGCCAGCAUCGACACCAUCUCAGAGAUCAACAUGGAUUACACGGCCACCAUAUUCCUGCGCCAGCGCUGGACGGAUGAGCGUCUGGUGUUUGAGGGCAACAAGAGCCUGAGCCUGGACGGGCGGCUGGUGGAACUCCUCUGGGUCCCAGACACGUUUAUCGUCGACUCCAAGAAGUCAUUUCUCCACGAUAUCACAGUGGAAAACAGACUGAUCCGAAUCUUCCCCAACGGGACCGUUCUUUAUGCUCUGAGGUGGGAUUGAACUCAGUGUUGGUUCGAUGCAUUUUUCUGUCACUGCAGAUAAUCAAAGUAGGUUUGCAGAGACAGGAAGAACAAGAAACAGAGGCUGAAUCUGGGAUGAUCUGGAUCACAAAUCCAGAAUGUGAAAAAUUUAAAGAGAAUUUUUGAAUGUUCUGAUUUCUGUCUUGACUUGUCGAUGCAGUUCUGUCAACUUUGGUGUGAAGGGAUACAGUUCUGGUUUGAGGUUCAUUUAAACAUAAAAGACAUUUCAAAAGGAAUUAAAUUAUUUAGACAACAACAGGAUGUGGUGAUGUAGAAAUGUCCUAAAAUC